Molecule: messenger RNA, 1461 nt
Organism: Salmo salar (Atlantic salmon)
Lineage: Eukaryota; Metazoa; Chordata; Actinopteri; Salmoniformes; Salmonidae
Source: RefSeq, a predicted model, not a curated record
AUGGUGAAGAACAGUGGAGUGAAAGGGGCUAAAGUUGGCAAUGAACAGCAGUUUAUGGUUGGAGUGGGAAUCAUCAGCAAGGAUGUUUUUUUGGGUGACCCGUUAGAGGUCUCAAAGAUGGUGAAGGAUGAAUUGGGUAAAGUGGAAUCGAGUUUUAUUACAUGUAACAUUCUGACUCAACACCAGAGAACACACACAGGAGAAAAACCCUAUAGCUGUGAUCAAUGUGGGAAGAGUUUUGGUCGAUCUGGCCAUCUGACAUUACAUCAGAGAACACACACAGGAGAGAAAUCUAAUAGCUGUGGUCAAUGUGGGAAGAGUUUUACUCAGUCAACCAACCUGAUAUCACACCAGAGAACACACACAGGAGAUAAACCUUAUAGCUGUAAUCAAUGUGGGAAGAGUUUUACUCAGUCAAACAACCUUGUACAACACCAGAGAACACACACAGGAGAGAAACCUUAUAGCUGUGAUCAAUGUGGGAAGAGUUUUUGUCGAUCUGGCCAUCUGAUAUCACACCAGAGAACACACACAGGACAGAAAUCUUAUAGCUGUGAUCAAUGUGGGAAGAGUUUUACUCAGUCAAACAGCAUUAAAAUGCACCAGAGAACACACACAGGAGAGAAACCUUAUAGCUGUGAUCAAUGUGGGAAGAGUUUUAGUCAAUCUGAAACUCUGAGAGUGCACCAGAGAAUACACACAGGAGAGAAACCUUAUAGCUGUGAUCAGUGUGGGAAGAGUUUUACUAUAUCUAGCUCUCUGACUGUACACCAGAGAACACACACAGGAGAGAAACCUUAUAACUGUGAUCAAUGUGGGAAGAGUUUUGGUCGAUCUGGCCAUCUGGUAUCACACCAGAGAACACACACAGGAGAGAAACCUUAUAUCUGUGAUCAAUGUGGGAAGAGUUUUGGUCAAUCUGGAGAGCUGACAGUGCACCAGAGAACACACACAGGAGAGAAACCUUAUAGCUGUGAUCAAUGUGGGAAGAGUUUUAGUCAAUCUGAAACUCUGAGAGUGCACCAGAGAAUACACACAGGAGAGAAACCUUAUAGCUGUGAUCAAUGUGGGAAGAGUUUUACUAUAUCUAGCUCUCUGACUGUACACCAGAGAACACACACAGGAGAGAAACCUUAUAACUGUGAUCAAUGUGGGAAGAGUUUUGGUCGAUCUGGCCAUCUGGUAUCACACCAGAGAACACACACAGGAGAGAAACCUUAUAUCUGUGAUCAAUGUGGGAAGAGUUUUACUACAUCUGGCUCUCUGACUCUACACAAGAGAACACACACAGGAGAGAAACCUUAUAGCUGUGAUCAAUGUGGGAAGAGUUUUGUUUCAUCUGGCCAGCUGACUUUACACCAGAGAACACACAUAGGAGAGAAACCUUAUAACUGUGAUCAAUGUGGGAAGAGUUUUACUACAUCUAGCCAGCUGACUAUACACCAGAGAACACACACAGGA